CGUCAACACUGAUGGGGGCGUAGAAUUUUCGCUAGUUUUAAUCAAUUUUUCAUUGGAAUUGGUCUUGAGUUACAAAAACGAUGUCUUCUCCACCACCUACAAAGCCUCCUAGAGGGGUAAAACAAGGGAAGGAAACUAGUGGCCUGUUGAUGUCUGUGAUUCGCACCUUGUCUGCGAGUGAGACUAAUGAACAGCGGGAGAAAGAGCGAGCGAAGCUAGAGAAGGAGUACAAGAAGAGUGACGCGCGCCUAGACGAGCUGGUCGCGGCGCACGCGCAGGAAAUCACUGAUGUUAUGCAGAAGUUCUCGCUGGUGGGCGCGGCGCUGAGCGCAUGGGGCGGGUCGAGCGAGGCGGCGACGGGGCGCGUGGCGGCGUGCCGCGGGCUGCUGCGCCUGCGCCGCGCCGACCUGCGCCGCCUGUGGGCCGACGCGCGCACGCACCACUACGCGCUGCAGAUGCUCACCGACAUCGAACGUGUAGUAGUAUCGGAGCGCGAGGCCCGGGAAGCUCUCUCUUCAGGCCGGGUGCUAGCCGCGGCCGGCACGCUGCAGGCGGCGCUAGCUACGGCACAGACCACGCUAUCACACGUCACUGCACUCAACGCUACGAGACAGCACUUGGAGGCGAAGAAGCGCGAGCUCGUGUUAGUGAUAGUGCGGCGGCUGAGUGACGCGGUGUACCGCAGCGAGCGCGCCCCGCUGUCGCGCCGCGUGUCUGCCCGCAGGCGGACUGCUCUGCUGCUCGCUGAACUGACAAAGAGCUCGGAGGUAACAGAUGCGUAUCUUCAAGACAUAACGCCAGAGUUCGAAGCGUCGUUAUCUGAAGAAGACAGCACCUUCGAGACCACCGUCAUGAUAUCGCUGGAGGCGCUCGGCGUGUUGGAGCAGCUCAAGGAGGCUACUGAGAAAUUCAAAGUUCAAAUCCAGAACGAACUGCUGGAGGUCAUAGACUCUGUAUCCCGGCGUAUCAUCGAAGAGGUGGAUAUAGAACUGGAUCCCGAGUGCGAAGAGGAUGGCACGACGCUCGAAGGCGAAGGGGUGACAGAGACGGGUAGACCGCUCGCUCGGCUGGUAGCUUGCUUGGGCGAGGAGUUCAGAGCUUGUGGUGCUAGGAACAGAAGGUUGCUGCAACUGUGGCGCGCUGCGUUACAGAAACACAAGAUAUCUGACUCAUGCCUUCACACCGAGCAGCACUACUGGAGCGCCGUGCAGCAAGUGCUGCAACUCCUCCUGACGGAGUACCUGGAGAUAGAGAGCGUGAACCUGUUCGCGGCGCGGUCGAGCAGCGCGUGCGCGGAGGUGGGCGCCGACCUGCGGCUGUCGGACUACUUCGCCAAGAAGAAGCCCCCCAGACGACGCACCAAGCUGUUCAAACUGACCACGCCGGUAGCGCACAGCGUGUCGGUGGCGGGCCGGCGCCACUCGUACCCGCUGGUGUGCCGCGCCGACCCCGCGCACCUGCACGCCGUGCUGCCCGCUCUGCACGGGCUCUGCGCGGACAUCGAGGCUCGCCAGCCCGGCGGCGAGUGUUCGUUACGAGCAUUUAUAUCUAACUACGUGCGCGCGGGCGAGAGCGAGCGCCUGGCGGCCGCGGCGCGGGCUGACAUCGAGGCCGCCGUGCGGGCGCCCGCCGCCUGGAGGGAGCGCGCCCCGCCGCCGCCCACGCUGCUCAAGCCCGGGUCGCACGCGGUGAUCUUCUCGUGCGCGGCGGCGGGCUGGGCGGCCGUGGCGGCGGCGGCGCGCGCGGCGCGGCGCUGCGGCGCGUGCGGCGGACACGAGGCGCUGCGGGCCGCGCAGGCCGCGCUCGCCGCGCUCGCGACGGCGUGCCGCGUGGCUCACGGGCGUAUGUCGGGCGGAGCUGGGCGAGCAGCGCGGUGGUUGGCGGACGACGACAUUGUGCGCUUCUUGCAGGCGCUGCCCAACUGGAGCGCCGCCAUCGGCACCGGGAACAAGCCCACACACCAGGAGCUGACACAAGCGUACGAGCGCGAGGCAGAGAUUCUAGGUUCGAGUCUUGGUGACGGUGCAGUUACUAAAAGGGAAAUCAUUGCUGACGUUAACGCUUUGGCUGACAUUGCACUUCUGUGCGAGUCUAUGGACUGGCUAAGCGCGAACAUAAAGACCAUCCCUACCAUAUUGAGCACCUCUUCGACCGGCGGCAGCGGUCUCAAGCUGACAGACAAGUUCUGCAGCGACAUCGCGGCCGCCGCCAGCAUCUUCGAUGAGAUUUCCCACAAAUGCUUGCUGCUGCUGCAUCUUGAGCUUCGCAUCCAAUGCUUCCACUACCUGGGCCAGGAGGAGCGGGAGGGCAGCACCGAAGAGGAGGACGACGCGGGCGGCGCGGCGCAGCUGGCGCGGGCGCUGCUGGCCUUCCACGAGCAGGCGCACGGGCUGGCCAGGCACCGCAUGGCUUACGUGAUCGGCGGGCUGGGCGAGAUGAUGUCGGCGGCGGUGGUGUGGCGCUGGCAGGAGGCGGGGCGCGGCGCGCUGGCGGCGGCGGCGCGGCUGGCGGCGCUGCGCCACUGCCUGGCCGCGCUGCAGCUGCCGCACUCCGGCCUGCACCGCGCGCACGCCUACCUGCACCUGCUCAACUGCUCGCCCGAGGAGAUAAUAGCAUCGGUGCGCGAGAAAGGCGCGCAGUUCUCCGAGCUAGAAUACCUGAACGCAUUCAAGAUCAUCGGCGCCCGCCGCGGCCUCUCGCCGGCCGACAUGCGCGCGCAGCUCAAACUACUGUCCGCUGCGCUGGGGCAUGUUGGCGUUACUGUGUAGGGCGGGAAGACGGCAGUUGUUGCAUAAUAAAAAAAUGAAAAGGCCCAGAAAUACGCGUGUGUCUCGACAUACAGAAUCGGGGGAGUGAGAGAGAAGACGUUCUGUCGCUCUCUUAACUACGCACAUUUCCAUUCCACUUCAGUUGAAGUUAAAACUAAAAGGGAAAUAAGCGGAUAGGAGAAAUCAUGUCGUAGUAAUCAACUAAUACAAUUUCGUUAUUUAUCCAAUAUCAGUUGUAGGCUUGUAGCAAAUGGAAAUGAAAAUUAUUUAAUAACUGAUUGGACUUUUACGCGAUUUAUUUAUUUAAUUGUUAAGACAUUAAAUGUUGAGCUUAAAAAUAUAUCUAACUAUUAUUAUUAUUAUCUAGUUAUUAUAUAGAUGUAAAAUUACCGCAUUGUAUUGCAGUAUUUAUUUAUAAUAAAAUUCGUAUACUUACCGGU
Pectinophora gossypiella (pink bollworm) is the source of this 3208-nucleotide messenger RNA. RefSeq names its product exocyst complex component 4 (gene Sec8). The record is from RefSeq and is a predicted model, not a curated record. Bases 81 to 2768 code for a protein of 895 amino acids. The transcript is spliced from 18 exons. Lineage: Eukaryota; Metazoa; Arthropoda; Insecta; Lepidoptera; Gelechiidae. Gene Ontology annotation, cellular component: synapse; growth cone membrane; exocyst. Gene Ontology annotation, biological process: Golgi to plasma membrane transport; exocytosis; chemical synaptic transmission.